AUGGUCGUUGUUGCUGUUGCCGGUGGUACAGGCAAUGUUGGCCGCACCAUUGUCGAAACAUUGCUGCAGACAAAACACCAAGUCGUUGUGCUAGCCCGCAAAGCUUCUUCUAGUCUGGAAGGUCCGUUGACUGUCAAAGUCGACUACUCAAAUGUCGAUGCAACGACCCAACUCUUGGAAGAGCACAAAGUCCACACUAUCAUAUCAGCCCUAAAAAUCACCGAUGAGAACGCCUCAGCCGCCCAAGUCAACCUCAUCAAAGCCGCAGACUCGUCGUCCUCUGUAAAAAGGUUCAUCGCCAGUGGCUGGGGCGGCAUUCCUAGCGAAACAUCACCCCUGACAGCCCUCCAGCGGGUUUCUAAUGAUGAACUGCGCAAGUCAAACCUUCAGUGGACGAGAUUCGUGAACGGCUACUUCUCCGACUACUACGGCAUACCUGGCGUUAAAACUCAUUUCACUCCACUGUCCUUUGUCGUCGAUAUAGCUGGCAGGAAGGCGGCUAUUCCUGGAACAGGCGACGAACCCAUGGCGUUUACGUACUCCUACGACUUGGCCAAGUUUGUGACUGCCUUUUUAGAUGUUUCCGAGUGGAACGAACUUACCUUUUGCUAUGGUGAGAGGAUUACGUGGAAUGAUUUCGUCAAGGUAGCGGAGGAGGUAACUGGCGCUUCAUUUGACGUGGUUUACGAUUCAUCUGACAAGUUGGCUGCUGGAAACAUCACAGAACUCCCCUCACACGAGAAAGAGUUUGCUGCUGCUCCGUUCCCAGCCGCGUUUGCUCGUCAACUCUUGGCUAUACUUGGCCACUGGGUUGUGGAAGGAAGGUUUGACAUUCCCGUGGAUGAGUCGCUCAACAAGGCUUUUCCGGAGAUUAAUCCUUUGAGUGUUCAUGAUGUACUGCGUCAGCGGGAUGUGGUUGAGUAG
Pochonia chlamydosporia 170 is the source of this 924-nucleotide messenger RNA. RefSeq names its product nmra-like family protein. Lineage: Eukaryota; Fungi; Ascomycota; Sordariomycetes; Hypocreales; Clavicipitaceae. The transcript is spliced from 4 exons. The coding region runs from base 1 to 924 and encodes 307 amino acids. The record is from RefSeq and is a predicted model, not a curated record.